AUGUCCACUCAACCACCCACAAUAACAAUCAUCGGCGGCGGAAUAGGCGGCCUAACUCUAGCAGCCGGCCUCCAUCUCCGCAAAAUCCCCAUUCAACUCUAUGAAGCAGCCUCAACUUUCAAAGAAAUAGGUCUAGGAAUCUCCCUAGGGCCAGCAGCUUAUCGCGCAAUGCCCCUAAUUCACCCCCAAAUCCAACAAAUCUACGACUCCCUCAUAACAACCCACGCAGACAGUCCCGGCUAUGAAAACUACCUCCAAACCUGGUUCGAGAUUGUUUGGGCAACAGGUACCCAAGAAGGCGAUACACUAAUGAAUCUCAAAGCCCUACCAUCCGGUCAAACGGCGCUCCGAAGAGCGGAUUUCCUAAAUGCGCUUGUCGAGCUCGUUCCAGCUGAAUGCGUGCAUUUCGGGAAGAGAUUAAGAACCCUCGUUGAGAAUGAUGAUGGGGUUGUACUGGAAUUCGAGGACGGGGAAGUUAUCAAUGCUGACGUUGUUAUUGGGUGUGAUGGCAUUCGGUCCAGGGUGAAGGAGUGCAUGAUUCCCGUUGAAUCGUUAAAGACGAGACCGGUAUAUAGUGGGAUGUAUGGGUAUCGGGCUGUUUUGGAGAUGGAGGAGAUGAUUGCCGCUGUUGGGGAGAAGAGGGCUAGAGUGGCGACGAUUUAUGUUGGAAGGGGCUGUUAUGCGAUUUCGUAUCCGAUUAUGAGGGCUAGGUUGGUUAAUGUGGGGAUUUAUGUGUUGAGUGAUCGGGAAUGGGAAUAUGAUUCUUGGGUUAGGCCGGCGAGGAGGGAGGAUAUGGAGCGCGAUACGAGGGAUAUGGGGCGAUAUGUGAAGUCUCUUGUUGAGCAUAUGCCCGACCCAUCCCAGUGGGCUAUCUUCGAGCAUCCGCAUAUCUCGACAUAUGCUCAGUCAAGGGUUGCGAUUAUGGGUGAUGCUGCGCAUGCUUCUACGCCGCAUCAAGGUGCUGGCGCUGGUCAGGCUAUUGAAGACGCACAUGUCCUUGCGGAGUUGCUGAGUGAUUCCCGUGUCGGCUCUGUUGACGGCGUUGUUGCGGCUUUUAAGGCAUAUGAUGAUAUUCGUCGACCUAGGAGUCAGAGGGUUGUUACGAGCAGCAAGGAAAAUGCUGAUAUUCUUUGUCUUUGUUUCGAUGGGGUUUGGGAUGAUCCGAUCAAGCUGAAGGACACGCUUGAUCAGCGAUUGAGGUGGCUUUGGGAUUUGGAUGUACAAGAUCAGGUUGAGCGUGCGAGGGAGAAAAUGGUGGAGUAUUUGGAGAUACCAGGGACGGUUAAGGAUUGA
Molecule: messenger RNA, 1293 nt
Organism: Penicillium coprophilum
Lineage: Eukaryota; Fungi; Ascomycota; Eurotiomycetes; Eurotiales; Aspergillaceae
Exons: 2
Coding region: 1-1293 (430 amino acids)
Biological process (GO): secondary metabolite biosynthetic process
Molecular function (GO): FAD binding
Source: RefSeq, a predicted model, not a curated record